Stegodyphus dumicola is the source of this 11284-nucleotide messenger RNA. RefSeq names its product teneurin-m-like. NCBI's taxonomy places the organism in Eukaryota, Metazoa, Arthropoda, Arachnida, Araneae, Eresidae. Gene Ontology annotation, biological process: motor neuron axon guidance. The record is from RefSeq and is a predicted model, not a curated record.
ACGCCGCUGCCACUCUGCUGUGAAUGAAGUGCGCGGUGUCUAGUACACUACAGGCUUUUUAAAAGCUUACUUGGCCGUCCUAGUACGGUUGUCCUAUUGAUCGGGCAACGAGCAUCACUCACAGUAGGCCGCGCAGUCAUCAUGUUGUUUCGCUCGGAUACAGAACUUUCUGCAAUUAAAAGUACUUUUGCAGUCGAUAAAAAUUAAUAAAGCGAAAACUUAAAACAAACGAAUGCCGUUACAUAUGCGAAACUGUUACCGUUUACAGAACUGUGAAAUGAUAAUCAUCUAAGGUCGAUUAGGUUCCAGACAGAAAUCCCAAGAGCAACAGCAACAGCCGGUCCAGCAGCAGCAGUAUUCAGGUAGUCAUCACAAUAGAGAAGCACCGGGGGACAGAGAAGACUGGAAACCUGGGAUGCUGGGUUCUGACCCUCCCAGGGAUAGUGGUCGAAGACUUCAUCAACAGCUUUCGGGCCUGUCGUCAUCCAAUUCUUCAGAUGAUGAGGAUGCAAUCAAUUCGGAUGCCACAUACACCGGAUCAGAAGUGGCAUUCGCUCGUGAAAGUACUUUGGUUCUGCCUUGUAGACGUCUGAUGGACAAUACUUCUGGUAUAGUCACUUCCCACAAACAUUCAAUGGGAAAACCAGGGAGCAAAGGUCCUCAGAAUUUAGGGGCCAAUAAUAAUGCUCUAAACUCAGGGGAAAAUGCCCCGGAAAAUCAGAUACGUGAGAAUGACCCAGAUUUCGCAUCAUGUUUGGCCCGAACACCUUCAGGCUCCAUUUUUAUACCUAGCGAUGUUCCCAAGCUCCCAUCAUCAGCAAAAAAGAGUGAGUCAAGUGCAUCUCAUUCUGCUUCUCACCAUGGGGAUGCAAAAAAUGCAGAAGGGUACCACCUGCCAUAUCCUUCAACAACUUCUGUGCCUGUUAUCCCCGUCCGCAAUAACCUGAGGCGUCCAUUGUCCAGUCGAUUCAGUCAUUCUCGAUUUCAGUUUAGAAAAACACUUUCAUCAAGAUGCACUUGGAAAUGCACAGCAAUUAUUUUCAUGUUUUUAUCAUUGGUCCUUUUAACAUCUCUUACAUAUUUCAUUGCAGUUGCAGUUCUGAAUUGGCAGUAUGCAAAUAAGCACCCAUGUCCUGUGAUGAUAGAAGAUAUGGGAAGAACUAGUGAAGGAACAGAAAUCAAAAGUAUGUACCCUUUAUGCAAAUGUAAUCAAAAGUAUGUACCUCAUAUCAAUUCACGCAGAAUUCGAGAAAUAAAUAAAUUACUUCAGUCACCAGAGAGUGAUAGUAUUUCAUCUUUUUCAAAAUCUGCCAAUGAUGAAUUUGGUAUGGAAGCUAGUGGUGAGGUUCCAGAUGUCAUUCCAUCUGACCAAAGUCAACUGAAAUCAGAUAAUGCACCUGAUGUAGCUCUUAUUGAUGAGGAUUUUAUAGUAUAUAAGAAAAAUGAAUCAAAAAGCAAGAUCAAAAGGGAAAAUGUUCCACCACCUGCCGAAUUGAUACGUAAAGAUGAUACUGGGAAGUUAAACAACAUAAUGUCAAGCCCUCAGGCGUAUGUGCAGGAUCCUACAUCCAUAUUUCUCAAUCAUUAUGAUCCUAAUGAGACAUCAAAUGAAAUUCUUGUACAUGAAGAAAGUGUAAUUGAACCACCAAUUUUACUGCCAGAUAGUGAAGAGGUCACAAAUGACAUUAAGUAUCCUGAGUAUGAACAAGUUGACAAACAUUACACACCAGAUACUAAAUCUCCAAUAUAUACUACUGUGUCUACAAAUAUUCUAGAUGUAAUAUCGGAUGCUUCAACUUUAAAUAGUAAUUCUAGUUAUGAUACCACUCUUUUUAUGGAUAAUGAAAAAAAUAAUACUCCCGAUUAUAUGGAACAACCUAUUUUGAACAUCAGUAAUACAAAUAAUGUUGUAGAAUCAACUACAAGUGCUUAUAAUAAAUUAUCCAAAGUCUCUACUUAUAGUACUGAGAAGCUUUCAACAGCAGCUAAUGACACAGGAAGUACAGUUGAUGACUCUGCUUCAGAUGUUGUUACUGAAGCUGCUACUGCAGCUUCCAUUGACAAUGAUGCUGUAUUUCUUGGCACAACUUCUGAUGACCUUAUGUUUGGCCCAUCUUCUCUACCAUCUAAAACAUUACCACCUACAACAGAAACCUUUUCAGAAGUAUAUUUGGGGAAAAUGUAUUCGCGUAAAGUAGAGUCAUUUGGUCACUGGAACAUACAUUUUCAGCAGCAUGUACCAUCUCUAGUUCGAUUUAAUUAUUCACUUCCCGAAGGUGCUAGCAUAGGUAUAUAUGGUAGAAGAAAUGGUAUUCCAACUCAUACAAGGUAUGAUUUUGUUGAGAUUUUGGAUACAAGAAAAAAAGAUAAAAGCAAGAGAUCUGCUAAGCAGGAUUACUUCAUUAUGGAGUUUGUACAGUUUUUGGAUCAAGGCUCUUGGUAUAUAUCUGUAUAUAAUGAUGGAGAACAGCCACAACUUGUUGCCUUUAUACCCAAUUUGACUGACCAAUCUAGUCUUCCAUGUCCUUAUGAUUGCCAUGGGCAUGGUACCUGUGUCAUGGGUAGCUGUAUUUGUGAGCCUGACUUUGCCGGUGAAUCAUGUUCAAGUCGUGUUUGUCCUGUUUUGUGCAGUGGUCGUGGGCAUUAUAUAUCUGGUGAAUGUUUUUGUAGUCCAAGUUGGAAGGGAAAAGAAUGUCAGCUACGGGAAGAUGAAUGUGAAGUUCCAGACUGUAAUGGUCAUGGAGACUGUAUUGAUGGAGUAUGUCGCUGUUUUCCUGGUUAUAAAGGAUUUCAUUGUGAGGAAGUUGACUGCCUUGACCCGGCUUGUUCAGAGCAUGGAACAUGUGCAAAUGGAAUGUGUAUUUGUCGAAAAGGCUGGAAAGGCGCUGACUGUGGUGAACCUGAUUCAGAUUCUCUUCGAUGCUUACCUGAUUGUUCUGAACAUGGACAUUUUGAUGUAGAACAACAGCGCUGUAUUUGUGAUGAUCACUGGACUGGACCAGAUUGCUCACAAGAACGAUGUGAUUUAGAUUGUGGCUUCCAUGGUCGGUGCCAAGGAAAUGUUUGCAUUUGUAAUCCUGGUUGGUCAGGAGCAAAGUGCAAUGAAAAGCAAUGUGAUCCCCGUUGUUUGGAGCAUGGUCAGUGUGUAAAUGGAUCUUGUCUUUGCAUUCAGGGUUGGAAUGGAUACUACUGUACUUUAGAGGGAUGUCCACAGUCAUGUAAUCGUCAUGGGACAUGCAUUAGAGUUGGUGAAGAUUGGCAAUGUAAAUGUGAUGAAGACUGGUCUGGAGAGAGUUGCAGUAUUCCUUUAGAAAAGAUUUGUGAUGACAAAAUAGACAAUGAUGGAGAUGGUUUAAUUGACUGUGCUGACAGUGAAUGUUGCAAAUCUAAAGCAUGUGAAGGUAAUCCUCUCUGCUUCUCAUCCCCUUCACCUUUGGAUAUAUUAUUGCGUAAACAGCCACCUGCUGUCACAGCUUCUUUUUUUCAACGUAUGCAGUUUCUUAUUGAAGAUGGUUCUGUCCAAAGCUAUGCACAUAAAACUGCAUUCAAUGAAAGUAUGUUUUGGAAUAAUUUCAAUGCCAGUCGAGUUGCUGUGAUUCGUGGUUGUGUCGUAAGCACCUUAGGAAAUGGUUUAAAAGGUGUGAGGGUUGGUGUAGGUUCUGAUCAUAAACUAGGAUUUACCAUUACUAGAGAUACUGGUUGGUUUGAUCUAAUGGUUAAUGGAGGUGGAGCUGUUGAUCUGCAAUUUCAGAGAGAACCAUUCAGACCCCAUGAGCACACAGUUGUUGUUCCAUGGAAUGAAAUUGUUGUCGUUGAUAAAAUAAUUAUGAAAAUCAAAGAUGAAACGUCUCCUGAUCACAGAUCUAAUCUGUGUUUGGAGCAUGAUUACGACAAUAUGAAGCCUGUAGUCUUAGCAACUUGGAAACAUGGUUUUCAAGGUGGUUGUCCUGAUAAAAGUGCCAUAUUAGCUGAAUCUCAGGUUGUUCAAGAAAGCUUGUCCAUACCAGGCACUAAUUUACACUUGGUGUAUCACAGUAGUCGAAUGGGUGGUUAUUUAUCUACCAUCCAACUUCGUCUAACUCCAGAUGAGGUUCCAUCAAGUUUGCGUUUCAUUCACCUUAGGAUAUCUAUUGAGGGAAUUUUGUUCGAUAAAACUUUUGAAGCUGCUCCUGCAAUUAAAUUCACUUAUUCUUGGGAUCGAAGAAAUAUUUAUCGACAAAAAGUUUAUGGAGCAGCUACAGCUACAGUUUAUGUUGGUUAUGAAUAUAUUUCAUGCCCUCGUAUAAUAUGGGAAGUACAAACUACUCAAGUCAGUGGCCAUGACAUGAGCAUAUCUGAAAUUGGAGGAUGGAAUUUAGACAUUCAUCACCGAUAUAAUUUCCAUGAAGGUAUUCUUCAAAAGGGAGAUGGCACAAACAUUUACCUGAAAAACAAACCUAGAGUUCUUGUUACAACUAUGGGGGACGGUCAUCAAAGACCUAUGCAUUGUCAUCAGUGCGAUGGUGCUGCUAAAAAACAAAGACUGUUAGCCCCUGUUGCUCUUGCUGCUGCUCCUGAUGGAAGUCUGUAUGUAGGAGAUUUUAAUUUGAUUCGACGUAUUUCUUUGGAUGGCCAUGUGACAACAGUCGUAGAACUUAGUGCUGCUCAAGUAGCUUACAGAUACCAUUUGGCAGUAGGCCCUGCAGAUAGUAAAUUGUAUAUUUCUGAUCCUGAGAAGCACCAAGUAUUUCGUGCAAUUGAUUAUAUCAAUAUUCCUGAUGUAAAAAAUAAUAUUGAGGCAGUUGUAGGCAGUGGUGCAAAAUGCCUUCCUGGUGAUAAAGUGCUUUGUGGUGAUGGGCGAAAAGCACGAGAUGCAAAACUUGCAUAUCCAAAAGGUCUUGCAAUAUCUGCUUUUGGUGAAAUAUACAUUGCUGAUGGAACAAACAUAAGAAUGGUUGAUCGAAGUGGUAUAAUACAUACGAUAGUAGGAGAUCACUAUCAUAAAAGCCAUUGGAAGCCUUUUCCAUGUGGAAGAACAGUGUCUUUAGCUCAGGUUCAUUUGAGGUGGCCUACUGAAAUGGCUAUAAAUCCAUUAGAUAAUUCUUUGCACAUAUUAGAUGAUCAUAUAGUUUUGCGUCUAACACCUGAUAAGCGGCUGAAAGUGAUUGCUGGGAGACCUAUGCAGUGUCCUGUAUUACCACCAUCUUCUGAAAAGUCUGACAUAGCAACUGAAACCUAUCUUGAAUCUCCACAAAGUAUUUCCUUCUCACCAAAUGGAGAUUUGUAUAUUGCAGAAAGUGAUUCUCAGUUAAUUAACAGAGUAAAGGUAGUAAGCAGUGAGGGCAGGAUUGUAACUUACGCUGGUGCAGAAUCAAAAUGUAGUUGUAUAGAUGCAAAGUGUAGUUGCUUUGAUGAAGACCAUUAUUUAGCAUCUAAAUCUCAGUUAAGCACAAUAUCGUCCAUAGCGAUAACACCUGAUAAUUGCCUGCACAUAUGUGAUCAAGGUAAUCUGCGAAUUCGUUCAGUUGUAACCUCUUUGCCCAAAGCAAAUGAGCUGGGAGAAUUUCACAUUUAUUCUUCAGAAACUCAAGAAAUUUAUAUUUUUAAUCGUCAUGGCCAACAUACUUCAACUAAAAAUAUUCUUACUGGAAAAACAAAGUAUCUAUUUUCAUAUAAUGUUAAUACUAGCUUAGGAAAACUCAGUACUGUUACUGAUGAAGCUGGGAAUAAAAUAUAUAUCCUAAGAGAUUACAGCAAUCAAGUGAAUACAAUUGAAAAUACGCAAGGUGGCAAAUGUCACUUAGAGAUGUCUAGAAUGCAAAUGUUGCAAGGAUUCACUACACCUGAUAAUUUUAAAACAUCUUUUGAGUAUCAAGGAAGCACUGGUUUGUUGAGAAGCAAACUGGACAGCUCAAGAAAAGCAUAUGUGUAUAACUAUGAUAGUUAUGGCAGGCUUAUACAUGCAAUUACACCAACUGGUCAAGCCAUCAAACUCAUAUACAACUUGAGCAUCAAAGGAGCUUCUGUAACUGUAACACAGAAUGACAAAGAAGUGCUGUCGUUAUUAAUCAGAGGUUUAGAUGUAAUAAAAGAAACAGGUCUUAUGCUGCAGCGCAUUACACAAUUCCAAGAUGGCAGUCUCAUUUUGGCUCUGGAUGAUUCUAAGAUUAUUGAAAUGGAAACAGUUCCAAGCCCUGUUAUAACAGAUCAGAAUGAAAUAUUAGGAGAAAUAUUUCCUGUUCCUGCUAAACUUAAAGCUACCUUGAGUGAUGAUGUAAUUCAGAGAUUUGAAUGGAAAUAUUAUCUUCGAAGAGAGGGGAAAGGAAAGAAUAGACAGAUUACUCAAGUUGGUCGUAAAAUGAAAGUAAAUGGAGAAAUAUUAGUUGCUGUUGAGUUUGAUCGAGAACAGUAUAGUGAAAUUGUGUAUGACAAGAAUCAAAUUCCUCUCAUAACUGUGCAUUAUGAUGAACUGGGUCGACCUGUGCAGUGGCAGCCAAGCCAAAAUAUCACCCCUGUUCAGCUGAAAUAUGACAAAUUUGGACGACUGGAACGAUGGGAAAGAGGUUCGCUUUCUGAACGAUAUUCAUUUGACAUCAAUGGACGUUUGGCAGAUAUUCGUUUCUCAGACAGUAGUGGCAUUAUGUACAAAUAUGAUGAUGGACCAGCUGCAUUACCUACGGAAGUCAUUCUUCCUAGCGGAAGUCGUUACCUGUUACAGUAUGAUUCUGUUGGAAGCCUGCAAAACAUCAUUAUGCCAAACGGUCAUAAACACGAAAUUGCUAUUCAGAUUUCAUUUGGUUUUUAUAAGCAGCUUUAUUUGUCGCCAGGUGUAAAAUAUCCAUACAUUAUUCACACAAAUGAACUUAAUCAGGUUUUAGUUAAACAGCUACCAAAAAAUAAAGGAAGAGUUAUUUAUAAAUAUGAUGAAGGAGGACUGCUUUCCACUCAAGUUUGUGGCAGUGAACAGACUGAUUUUACAUAUUAUGAACAGAAAUCAUUGCUAAAAUCUGUGGUGAAAGUUGCAUCCGGAAUAGAAUUGAAGAUAGAAUACAGAUACCAUGGUUCACUGCUAAAAGAAGAGAGACAUAGGUUUAGCAGCCGAAGUGGCAUGGAUAGUGCAAAGUUCAAGUUUGUUUAUGAUGGUCGAUUGUCAUCAGCUAUUGUUGAAAUCAACAGUAAAAGUUCAUCAGAAAUAAAAUAUCGGUACAAUACUGAAACUGGCAUACUUGAACAAAUUCAGCAUUUUAUAAUACACAGACCAAAAAUUAAUAGUAUAUUCAUACAAGAUGAAAUGAGGCAAUAUUCUAAGACUAUUGGCUUAGAUGCUUAUGGUAGGAUUGUUGUUCUUGCUGUAACAUUAUGGAAUAAAGAGAUAUAUUCCCUAAAUCUUUUGUAUGAUAAUCGCAAUAGGGUGAAACAAUCACGUAUGAAAAUAGGGCGUGAAGGAAUGAUAAAUGUAUCUAAUUAUACUUAUACAUUAGAUGGUUUUAUAGAAGAAGUGACUGGCAAUGAUAAGUGGAAAUUUUCUUAUGACAUUAAUGGCAAUCUUAAUAGUAUCUUCGAUGGACAGCAUCAGUUGUCCUUACGCUAUGAUGACAGUGAUCGCUUAUUAGCAUAUGGUGAAUCUCUAUCUUAUUCUGUUGAUGACAGAGGAUUUAUAGUUCAAAGAGGUGAAGAAAAAUUCCGGUUUAAUGCUGAUGGUCAAAUGACACAUGCAUUUCAGCUUCAUCAAUAUGAAACAUUUUACUAUUAUGAUCACAGAAAUAGAUUGGUUGCACGCAAGGACCAUAGAGGAAAUGUUACUCAAUAUUUUUAUUCUGAUCCAUUGCACCCUGAUCGCCUUACCCACCUCCAUUACCCUAAAGAUGAGAUGACCUUUAUGUAUAUAUAUGAUAGUAGUGGUCAUUUAAUGUAUGUACAGCAAGAUGGAGUAAAAUACUAUGUUGCUAGCGAUCACCUAGGAACACCAGUUGCAUUGUUUAAUGCUGAAGGUGCGAUUAUCAAAGAAAUGAGCCGUACACCAUUUGGUAGAAUGUUGUCUGACAACAAUCCUGAUUUUUAUCUUCCUGUAGACUUCCAAGGUGGUAUUAGAGAUCCCCUUACAAAUUUAAUACAUUAUGGUGGUCGUGUAUAUGAUCCUCUUGCAACUCAGUGGCUUGUUCCUGAUCUGAAUGUGAUCCAACAUAAGUUAAAAGCACCAUAUAGUUUACAUCUGCAUAGAUUCCAUGGUAAUGAUCCUAUCAAUCCUUAUCAAGAAAUAAAUCAUCUUACUGAUUUGGAAGAUUGGCUGUCUGUAGUUGGAUUUGAUACAAAUAGCAUAUUGUCAUCUCUAUGCCCUUUGGAAAGAUGCAGCAAGUUCUCCUAUCUGUAUGAGAGCCCGCCGGCAAUAUCUGGUAUUGCCUGUGCUGUGAAUGCCCUGUCAACCGAAUUUCACAGAUUCUCCACUGUUCCUAAAACAGAAGUUAAAAUUAGUAACAAUUUCCCUCGCACUAUUAGCCCUCGACUUACCACUAUACAAUCUGUUCUUGGAGAUGGUAUACUGUUGUCAAAUCAUCAUGGUAAAGCAUUUGUAAAUACAGUUUCUGAUGGGCCUACAAUACUGAGAGAUGUUGUUGUCACUGUUUUUAAUGAAACAAAUAUGCUUAACUUAUGCUUUUCAAGAAAUGGGCAAGAUGCAUUUUAUUUUGUGCAAGAGGAUGCAAGCAGAGCUCAACGAAAUUGGGAUCAGUUGCAAAGAUUGGGUACAAUGUUUAAUGUGACAAUGCAUAAUGUAGAUCCCAGUGAGGGAAGCAGUGGUCAAGUAGAUAUUAAACUGCAGAGCCCAAGCAUGAUUUUAAAUAUAAGGUAUGGGUCAACAGUGGAUGAUGAAUACAAGCGGUUGGUUCGUCUUGGGAAACGGCGUGCAAUUGAGGAAGCAUGGCAGCUUGAAAAACAGUUGGCUGUCAGUGGACAUAAAGGAAUGUAUGACUGGUCUAAGAUAGAAAAAGAUGAGCUUAUAUCAAGUGGUAGCGUUGCUAAAUAUCAUGGUGCUUACAUACAUGAUGUUAGUCAAUUUCCAGAACUGAUAGAUGAUCCCACCAAUAUUAUCUUCAAGAAAGAAAGCUCAAGAAAACGGCGUAACAGACCACGAAAACCAAAAUAGAGAUCACUUACGUAAAGUUUUAUUCAUCUUUCUUAUUUUUAAACUGCAGUUGCUGAUGGGUUAACUUUUCUGUUCUUCUGGUUUAAGCCAUCAUUUAGCAACUUCAUUUGGUCACAUUCACUCAUUUGACUGAAUGUCCCCUGUGAUUCUGACCCAUGUUGGGUUAUUGACAUUUCAAAAUAUCCAUUGUACUAAGGUACAAUUUGAGAAGCUUUAUGAUAUCCUGUCCGAAUUUUGCACAUCGACUUCCAAAACACACUUUUAUGAGCUACAUUCAGAGGUGAGAGUAAUCGAAUGCACUUUUGACUGUAUAAAAAAAUUUCACUUAUAUGAUGUACUGAUAUAUUAUGUAAAAUACUGUGAUUAUAGAUGACUAAUUUAUCAUUUCUGAUGAUAUCGUAUAUAGCAGCAGACUUGUGCUGAAAUGUCAGGGUCCAUGAUGAUUUAAUGUAAAUGCAGUACACAUGAAUAUAUAUAUGCAUAUUUGUUUAUAAUUUACUUAACAUAGAGCAUGGCAUGAUAAUUUAAGAUUGUUUUCCUUAUCUCUUAAGGUCAUACCAUUGAAUGUAAUUAAUAUAGUGUUCUGCUAAAGCCAAAAAUUGAGUAGACACAAAAUUUAAAUACUAAUGGCUGUCAAACAGGGACUGAAACGAAUGGUCUAGUGAUGACUUAUAGUUAUUGUGCCAUGUUUUUUGUCUAGAAAUUUAUAGUUGUCUUACUUUUAAGAUCAUCUUCUUUCACUGCAAAAUACUUAAAUAUUGUGCUGUAUAAUUUUUCUUCAUCACGUUGUCUGCAUAGUAAUUUAAAAUACUUCUUUAAUUAGAAGCCACAAAUCAAAAUUAGUGGUUUCUUAGACUAACAAAUCUAGGUUUUGUGAAAAUAUAAUUCAGAAAACUGAUAAGAGUUUACUAGCUGAUAUUUUAUGAAGUCAUCAUGUCAGCAAUGGCUAUAGUACACUUCUUUUAAAGGACUUUAUGCAUGCCUAGAGCAUUUUAGUUUUUCCUGCAAAAUUUUCUAUUCUACAUGAAUUUGCUUUCUGUCAUGCUAGAGUUGUAGGGAAUGGUCAUGUAUGCAUUUUUUGAAUUUUUUUUUUCACUUCUUACAUUCACGGAAAUCAAAUAAGAAAUAAAGUUUACCUAUCCAUCAAUUUACAACAUUUACGAUUUCACUCAUUGAUUCUGCACAUCUGAUGACAAUUGCAUACUUUACAGUUGUAAAUACUUCAAAAAUUUAAUGACUGAAUUAAAUAAGAGUGAUUAAUGAAUGGCAAAUUAAAUUAAAUAAGAAUUGUAACUGCUGCCAAGGGACUGUGAGAAACUUCUGGAUGGUUGUUGUUGCAUUUUAUUUGAUCGAAUUUACAACUUGAGUUAAUCUUUAUUUUAAAUUCUUCCAUUAUGAGUAGUAGUAAAUCAAGUCUCUUUUAAAUAGUUGAUGCACUCUAAUUAACAUUUUUAAGUAUCCAGUAUGUCUUUAACAGUAUUUUAUUAUCCUGCUCCAUUAUAUUUGUUCCCAUAAGUAUUCCUGUUUUUCCAAUAAAUAUUGUUAUAUUUUUAUAUUAAAUAUUUAGCUUUUUUGUAGUACAAUUAAAAGCAAAAUACUGUGCAAUGCCAUUCUUUUAAUUUGCACUUUUUUAUUUAAAAAAAUAAUUUGUUACUUAUUACUCCUUCACUGUGGCCUUUGAUUUUUAUUUUACCUGCUUCAAGAAAUAUAUAACUUUAAAUAUAAAUUAUUGUUAUAAGCAAAAUAUAAAUUAUUGUUAUAAGUAAGCAUUUUGUAUAAUAUCUUUUUAAGGGGAAAAAAUUGCUACCUUAUAAGUGUUUAAUUGUGUACUUUUAUUCAAAGAAUGAAAGGAAUCUGAAUGAGUACUUUUACUCCCACCUCUGGCUACACACUAAUGCUUUAUAAAUCAGUGACUAGUUAUCUUAUAUGUGUGUGUAUGUGUGUGUGUGGUUCUACAAAGACGCUGGUGCUGUUGCACAACCCACAGGGUAAUGAAAAGAUUAUUCUUUUUAUGCUAUGAUUAUUGGAAAUGAAGCCAUGAACUUUUCCAUAAAUCAUUUUUGAAUUUGUAAAAAGAAUAGUGCACAAUCAGGUCUGCAAAUUUAUAUUUGAUUGAUGAGAGCCAUGUAUGUUAAUAAACUGUAUAUUAAAUUUUUAAUAUGU